Messenger RNA from Triticum dicoccoides, 1372 nucleotides. Its product is annotated as transcription factor VIP1-like. The transcript is spliced from 4 exons. NCBI's taxonomy places the organism in Eukaryota, Viridiplantae, Streptophyta, Magnoliopsida, Poales, Poaceae. Gene Ontology annotation, biological process: regulation of DNA-templated transcription. The coding region runs from base 120 to 1109 and encodes 329 amino acids. Gene Ontology annotation, molecular function: DNA-binding transcription factor activity. The record is from RefSeq and is a predicted model, not a curated record. Gene Ontology annotation, cellular component: nucleus.
UCCCACCAACUCGAUCCCCCGAGCUCAAACAUACACACACAAACAUACACAGCGCAACGCCUCCCAGCUCGACUCCACGUGCUGCCGCCGCCGCCGGCGUAGACCUCCCGUUGGCCGCCAUGGACCCGCGCUUCCAGCUGGCAACUCCGGUGCCGUCCUCCGGCGGCGCUGGUGUGCGAGGGCACCACCGGCGGGCCCAUUCGGAGACGUUUCUGCGCUUCCCCGACACCGACCUCUUCCUCGACCCCGAUGGAGACUUCUCCUUCUCCGACCUCGACUUCCCAUCCCUCUCCGACGACUCCCCGGCGGUCUCCGACCCGACCCCGCCUCCUCCCCCGCCGAUGGCGGCCAGCUCGUCCCAGACACCGGCUCCCCGUCCACCGGGCGGGACCCACAACAGGAGCCUCUCCCUUGACGCCGCCUUCUUCGAGGGCCUCGCCUUGCAGGGGGGAGGAGGCGGGGGUGGUGGUGGCCAUAAGAGGAGCGGGUCCAUGGAUGGGGUGAACUCGCCGUUCGAAGGCGAGUCGGCGCUGUCGGGCGGGCUGGACUACGCCAAGAAGGCCAUGCCGGCCGAGAGGAUCGCCGAGCUAGCUCUCCUUGACCCCAAACGCGCAAAGAGGAUUUUGGCAAACCGGCAGUCGGCGGCGAGGUCGAAGGAGAGGAAGAUCAAGUAUACCGGUGAGCUAGAGAGAAAGGUCCAGACACUGCAGACCGAGGCCACUACGCUAUCAGCACAGCUUACACUUCUCCAGAGGGAUACUUCUGGUUUAACUACUGAGAAUAGAGAACUCAAACUUCGGUUGCAGUCCAUGGAGGAGCAAGCUAAACUACGGGAUGCUCUAAACGACGCUCUGCGAGAAGAAGUCCAGCGACUUAAGAUAGCUGCAGGGCAAGCUCCAAACAUGAAUGGGAGUCAAUUCAACGGCGUACUCCAGCAGAUUCCAUCCUAUUUCUCUCAGCAACAUCAGCGGCAGCAGCAACAGCAACAGAUGGCUUACUUAGGUGGGCACCAAGCUCAGCGUCACCAUCCAAACCAUCACCAGAGCCCAUCGAAUGGUGGCCAGUCGCUGAGUGGUCUGUCCCUAGACGACUCCAUGGAUUUCAUUUGAGGAGGAAAACUAGGGCCCUCCUAUUAAAUCAUACACCAACUGCAACUCAGCAUUGUACAGAUAGCUAAUGUACUAUCUAUGCAUAUGAAUCAUUGGUAGGGUAGCUAGCCGUUCGUUGUAUUUCUAUCAUUAAUCAGAAAGCAUGCUCUUGUAUGACAUAAUCUCCUCUUUCCCUUCUUCGUCUGUUUCUGGAGAACAAUUGAUGAUACUGGGAACUCUUACUUACAGAAAUGUGCUUUUCAGGUUAUAACUGUUACGAGAUA